AUGGAGGUGUCUUCGAUGACCCAGUCGUUGAGUCGAUCUCUAGGUGAGUUCUUCCGGGUUUGGGUCUCCGAGAUCUCUGGGUUCGAGUCUCCACGCGAGUCAAUUCUUCGACACGGUUUAUGUAGCCUCCCCUUGAAUCCGGCCCGUGUACCAACUCGUUUUGGAAUUGGGUAUUUGGAUUUCUGCAAGGAGGGUUGUGAGGAAGAGCCUGCCAUGGAGAGGGUGGAGUCUAGAAGGGGAUUGAGGGAAAAUAUGUUUGAGAGACUAAGGAAGGAGAAUUCUCUAGGUCUGGUCGAAUCAAGCCCCAAUGGUGGUGCUUCUGAUGUUGGGUGGGUUUCGGAGCUGGUGAAGUGA
Molecule: messenger RNA, 354 nt
Organism: Prunus avium (sweet cherry)
Lineage: Eukaryota; Viridiplantae; Streptophyta; Magnoliopsida; Rosales; Rosaceae
Source: RefSeq, a predicted model, not a curated record